CAGCAUCGAAAGAAAAUUUUGCAGGAAGCCAUUUUGAAUGUCAAAUCUGAAUUGCACAUUCGGGAUUGUUGCUGCAUCGAAGAUGUACCGAAAUGAACAUACGUGGGCGCGUGAUCUACGAACUUGGACGUUGGGAGAAGAUCAAAAACUGAUAUUAUUGAGAGCUUUCAGUUAUGACAAUCUAUUUCGGACACGAUGGAGUCAUGUCAAAUAUGUUGUUAAUGAGGACAUUUGGGGCAAAAUGGCUGAGGAACCAAUUUUUGUUCGGAGACAAAAAACCCCGCUGGAGCUGUACGAUCGGUGGUGUUUAUUAAUUGAUAAAUUCGAGGAAAUUCGAAAGGUUCCGAAAGAAGAUCGUUGGUGUAAACAUUAUUGGGAAAAUUACGGCUUAUUAAGACGAUUCUACAAAGACUGUGAAUAAUGAAAUAUUAUUAAUUAUGUCUAUAUCCUAACGUAAAUAAACCUAUAUCCUAACGAAAUAAAAUCGUCUU
Messenger RNA from Venturia canescens, 491 nucleotides. RefSeq lists its product as uncharacterized. The record is from RefSeq and is a predicted model, not a curated record. The transcript is spliced from 5 exons. The coding region runs from base 38 to 421 and encodes 127 amino acids. Lineage: Eukaryota; Metazoa; Arthropoda; Insecta; Hymenoptera; Ichneumonidae.